Molecule: messenger RNA, 1443 nt
Organism: Labrus bergylta (ballan wrasse)
Lineage: Eukaryota; Metazoa; Chordata; Actinopteri; Labriformes; Labridae
Source: RefSeq, a predicted model, not a curated record
AGAGGGAGCUUUUCUGAGAGCUGCUGGAGUCAGUACCAAUCAGAGAUAGGUUUCAGAUGUAUGUUUAAAUUACAAUUGUAUCUUAUCAGUGUCAUUGUGAUUUUUUUUUUUUUUUGUUGACUAGUGUAUUUGCAUCUCUAAUAACCCGUAUGGUUGGCAGGAAGGCAAUCACCCCAUCGCUGUGAAACAAACUCGCUCUGCUGUCCAUCCAAGGAGGAAGAGGAACGGAGCACAUCGCGCUGCACGCUGUGUGUUACUUCGCAUUAGAGGCUAUUUGACAAAUAGCCGGCUCGGACUGUUUGGGGGGGUCUGUGGAGGAGGUGGACCGGUGCGAUGAUGACGGGGAAAUCUGUGAAAGACGUUGACAGAUACCAGACUGUCCUCAACUCUUUACUGGCACUGGAAGAUAAUAAAUUCUGCGCUGACUGCGAAUCUAAAGGUCCAAGAUGGGCAUCCUGGAAUUUGGGCAUCUUCAUUUGUAUCCGCUGUGCUGGAAUCCACAGAAACCUGGGGGUCCACAUCUCCAAAGUCAAGUCUGUGAAUCUGGACCAGUGGACGCAGGAGCAGGUGCAGUGUGUUCAGGAGAUGGGAAAUGCCAAAGCCAGACGCCUGUAUGAGGCUUUCUUACCCGAGUGCUUCCAGAGGCCUGAGACGGACCAGUCUGCAGAGAUCUUCAUCAGGGACAAGUACGAUAGGAAGAAGUACAUUGAUAAGGUCAUUGACAUCCAGAUGCUCAGGAAAGAAAAGAGCUGUGACAACAUACCCAAAGAGCCAGUGGUGUUUGAGAAGAUGAAAUUGAAAAAAGACGCCAGCCCGAAGACAAAUACCCAGUGUCUAACUGACCUGCUUGGAUUAGAUGCCCCUGCUCCCUGCCAUGCGGUGUCUAAUGGUGGAGGAUGUGUUCCAGACAGUAAUAAGAGCCCAGCGGUGUCCAAUCCAACUCUGGCACACUCUGCGCUGGAUCUCUUCAGCUCCCUGCCAGCACCCUCCUCUGCGUCCUCCUCUAAAACCACGCCUGUUUCCAAUUCCAUGCCUCAAAACAGAGUGACUGCCUCGGUGCCUGAAAACCUCAGUCUGUUCCUGGAUCCUGCUCGCAAAGGAGAGGGGGGCACUGUCAAGAAGCUGUCCAAGGACUCUAUUCUCUCCCUGUAUGCCUCCACCCCCUCGAUACAUGCCAGCAGUAUGGCUACUCACGGCUUGUAUAUGAACCAAAUGGGAUAUCCGACACACCCGUACGGAUCGUACCAUUCUUUAGCGCAGGCAGGUGGAAUGGGAGGUGCCAUGAUGACAUCUCACAUGGCCGUGAUGGGGCAGCAACAGGGAGGCAUGAUUGGAGCUCAACAGAAUAGCAUGAUGGGACAGCAAAAUGGCCUAAUGGGUGCCCAGGGCGUCAUGGCUCAGCCUGGGGGUGUUAUGUCGUCACCCUACAUGACCCAGGGCAUG